Messenger RNA from Physcomitrium patens, 1380 nucleotides. RefSeq lists its product as uncharacterized. Lineage: Eukaryota; Viridiplantae; Streptophyta; Bryopsida; Funariales; Funariaceae. The record is from RefSeq and is a predicted model, not a curated record. Gene Ontology annotation, molecular function: ureidoglycolate hydrolase activity.
AGAAUGACGGUGGUGGGGGAGCAACUCCUGAGGAGAGAGGAGGAGACAUCGCGGCGCCAGUUUCGAAGCGGAAAGGGGGCGGACGGCGACGAUGAGUUCACGAUGACUUACUCCGCUUUCCGAGAAUUGAUUUUGUCGUCUGCUGUGCGUGGUCUGCAGCGGCGCAGGUAUUGAGAAAGCACCCAAGUCAGGACACGACCAGGACGACCAGGAUUAGCACGAAUUCCCUGCAACCAGAAUCCAACGCGGGGAUCACGGCAUUGCAAUUCCACCCACAUCGAGAUGUUUCGACAACAGCGCGGUGUUGAUGGUUGCUGAGCGAGGAGUAGCGAGCGAGAGAGAGAGAGAGAGAAGCACCAUGGCCUCCACUGCGACCAGCGUUUCUAGUGCAGUAGCUGCGCCCUGCAUCGUUCCGCUGCGCGUCACCGAGCUUACGCCUGAAUCCUUCGCCUCCUUCGGGCAAGUCAUCGACCCUCAGCCUGAUGGCAGCAGGUUUGGACCCCUCGACGCGCAGCUGGACCUCAGCCGCGGCAUUCCCCGGUUUUAUAUAAUGCGACUGCAAAAUAGGACAUUGAACUUUGGCUCAAUCACGCAUCACGCGAAGACGACCCAAUGCUUAGGGUCUGCACUGGGGCGACCCUGGUACCUGGGGGUAGCUCCGCCUACCAUAAUUGGAGCCAACGAAACUAUUGACCCCAAGAAAAGUUCACAGGUUUUGAAAGGUGAUGGUUACGAAUAUUUGCCACCCUCUGUUGAGGAUGUCCGAGUAUUUAGAGUUGAGGGCCCGCGCUUUUUAAAGUUGCAUGCGGGCACAUGGCACGCUGGUCCUCUCUUCGAAGAUCCAAGCAUGGAUUUUUACAACCUUGAACUGAGCAAUACGAAUGAAGUUGACCACUCGACUUAUCAUUUCAAGAAAAAUGAUGGUAUCGUUUUUGCAGUAGACAAUUCCUGUUUUGUUGCACUAUAGGUCCGUGAGCUGGUUUUCGUUACAUAUACACUUCAUAUUAUUUUCACAGACACUUUUAAAGUGAUUUGUAGGCUUUGUCUACGGUAGGUUUAAUCCAAAUUUUUACCUAUGGUUGACCAGCUUUGUUUGUGCAUGUGAACAUCGCACAAAUUGAUUAGAGUCACACCAGCUCAACGUAGCAACAGUGGGAAACCAAGAUGGCAAGUAUAGACAAGUACCUAGUGAGUUUAUAUCUAAAACGACCAGACUGCUUAGGGGUCUGAGUUUGUACUGUAUCUUUGUGCAUUGUUCUGAAUAAGUAUGUGGAACAUCUGAAAUAGUAAAUUCCUCUUUGUCUUUGUUUCUCUUUCUUGCACUGUGGUCAAGGAGGUGCAAAACGAGAAAAUUAAGAAUGUAGGAAAGGUUAAAAAGCA